Messenger RNA from Tetrahymena thermophila SB210, 714 nucleotides. RefSeq lists its product as hypothetical. NCBI's taxonomy places the organism in Eukaryota, Ciliophora, Oligohymenophorea, Hymenostomatida, Tetrahymenidae. The record is from RefSeq and is a predicted model, not a curated record. The transcript has a single exon.
AUGAGCAGAAUAAAAUUGUUGAUAGUUAUUUAUCUUGUAUUGAUAGGAUAAAGUUAUGCUAUAAAUAAUCUUUAAUUAAGAGGAUGUAUAGAUGAUUCUACUAAUGAAGAACAUGGCUAAUGCCACAAGCAGUUAUAAGAAUGCUUUGGAAUAAAAGAGUGUGGAGCCGAAUUCAAUCUAUUAUUUAAUGAUUGCUAAAUGCCAUUAAAUGAUAGUGAUUUUGAUAUUGAAUGUUUCAAAUUAGGAUAAAAAAGAGCAGAGCAUCCUAAAAAUUUAGAAUUAAUAAAAUGUUUUGAUGAAGUUUGUGGUAUGUUUGGAGGAUAACCUUUAGCAGAUAUGGAAUUGAUAUAAAAAAAUAUCAUGGAAAAUUUAGAAAAGCAAUAAGAGUAAAUUGAAAAACAAAGAAGUAAAAAUGAAAACGAAGAAUUCCUUUGUGUCAAAAAUGCUCUCACUGACCCUGAAAAAUGUUAUAAACUUGCUGAUGACUGUGACGAAGAAUGUUCUGAAGACCUAAAUAAAUUGAAAACAUGUACAGGAGAAACAGAGUAAUGUAUUUAUGAUAUUGAAGCUGCCCUCCCUCAUUUAGUUAAUGAAAAAGCUAUUAAACUCACAAAUUGCCUAUAUAAACUUUGCUAUUAAAAUAACAAAAAAGAAAAUUCUGAUGAGCCUGUAAAAAAUGAAGAGAAUUAAUAAGUAGUUAAUGAAGAAUUGUGA